GCCGCCCCAGCAAGAGGUCCCGCAGCAUUCUGGAGGAAGCGGACUCGGUGCCUAGAAGACUCACUGCCUCGGCGCCUUUCUCACUGUGAUUCUGUGAUCGUCAAGCAGUGUGAAGAACAAGUACGGUAUUGAUUGCCCAGAGUGAAGAGCAAGAUGGUGCCGCAAGGAAUCGUUCUGUUUCUGCUGGUGGCGGGCGUGGCAGCUCAGGGUGCCAUUCCAGGCGUCGCCAACAGGUGUUUUGAGCCCGUGCAGACCGGCAGGUGUCGCGCCUUCAUCCCGUCCUACUACUUCGAUCCCCUGAGCGGCGCCUGCGACUGCUUCGUCUACGGUGGCUGUGGAGGCAACAACAACAGGUUCAAUACACUGGAGGAGUGCAUGGCGACAUGCAGCGUUCGCCCAGAUCUGCAGACCGCAACCGCGAACUGUGACAGGAUCCUGAACUCCGCCAGAAUACCUCCGCAGCCUGUCGUCGAGCCGCAGGAGCCGCGCCAGCAGCCCACGACGGCGCCCCCCACCACCCCGGCGCCCCGCCCCACCGCAGCCCCGGAGCAGGAGGAAUCGGGCAACGAGGGCGAGGAGGAGAGCUCGGGCCAAAGGACGGUGCAGAGCGUGGUCAUCGGACCCUCCGGCCUGGGGACGGGCACGCUCACCAUCGGGCAGCCCGUCAGGAUCCCCCACUUGACGCGCAACCAGGAGGAGUAGGCGCUCUCAGGGAAGACUUUCCUGCGGUGCGCGUAGGGAAGAGCAAACUCGGCGUGGUGCAGAACUGAAGUGUUGGGGAAAUAACCUAUCAGCCAAAAAUAGUUAAGUAGUUAUUGUUGGCUGUGGAACCGAUAGUAAGAUACAGUCCCUUCUAUUUAUUAAUAGUGUUUGUUAUAGGAUCUGUGGUGUCCAAAGGCACAUAAAUAUAUAAUUAUUUUCUUUCACAUUGCAAAAUGAACGAAAGGCUUAGGAAAUUAGGUAAUAUAUAUUUCCGCAUACAAAAUCAAGUAUUUUUUUAAAGUAAAUUAUUUGUUGCUGUUAAAAUUAUCAUUAUAUAACAGCUUAUGUACAACUAUGUUUUUGCUGGGAUCAUUAUAGUUAUGAAUCAUCAACCAUA
This is a messenger RNA of Penaeus indicus, 1099 nucleotides long. RefSeq names its product kunitz-type protease inhibitor 2-like. The record is from RefSeq and is a predicted model, not a curated record. NCBI's taxonomy places the organism in Eukaryota, Metazoa, Arthropoda, Malacostraca, Decapoda, Penaeidae. Gene Ontology annotation, molecular function: serine-type endopeptidase inhibitor activity. The transcript has a single exon. Bases 154 to 702 code for a protein of 182 amino acids.